Ectocarpus sp. CCAP 1310/34 is the source of this 6084-nucleotide messenger RNA. Lineage: Eukaryota; Phaeophyceae; Ectocarpales; Ectocarpaceae. The record is from the annotation of a GenBank genome assembly.
AUGGAUGAGACUGAGGCGACAUGGGAGCGAUUCGUCUCUUGCAAGAGCUUGCUGACCCAGUUUCAACACUUUCAAACUUUGCAGCAGGGCGGCGGCUUCGGGGGCAUCUUGUCCUCCAGCUCUAGCAACGCCAACUCGGAGACGUCGGCCUUGAUACGCGAGCUGACGGUCAGGCCCGUGUCGAAUCUUCUCUCGGACGAGGCUGUGCAAGGGCUGGCUAAACAUGAUCGACUCGUUGACUUCAUCCAACUUGUUUUGAGGUCAAGGUCGAGAAACACGCCAGGCACGGCUGCUCGUGUUCAAGAGAUCGCUGUUGUUGGGAUCAAGGUGGAGGCGCUUGGGGGACAGACGAAUUCGCACGAUCAACCGGUCUCACGCACCCACCGAGUGGCCUAUGGCCGCAAGGUCGAGGCAAUACACUCCGGCCUGGUGGUGGACAAGCCGGCGCAAGAGCUCCAGAACGUCCUCCUCGCCGAGCUGGGCGACAUCAGCCCCGACCACGCCCCCGCCAUCGUCAACGCCGUCCUCGCGCCACUGCUGGAAGCCUCCAAGCGUCAGUUUCCCGAGAAGGAGAUGAGCGAGGAGGCCGCGGCGAGUUUUCUCGUCGUCCUUGACAUCCUCCCUAAGGUGCUCAGCGUCACCGCGGGGGUGCCGGCCCUAUCUGAUGAAGAACCCGUGCCCGAAAAAGUGCGGGGGCUCUCGGGCGCGCAGUACAAGGAUCGGGUGGUGUCUUGCCUGUUCCGCGCCCGAUGGCCAGGUGCGGUAUCGGUGGGCAUGUGCCAGACGCUGAGAGAUCUGGAUCUCGGGGAGAGGCAUCUGUCGGUAGCGGUGUCUCGGGUGCUGCGGCACCUGCGCAAGAACGCCAAGCUUCACGACCUCCCGGCGCUUACGUAUCAGCUGCUGCUGCUGGCUGGCAGGGGAUGCAAGGAGGCCGCUCUCGAGGGCGUGAUCCAAGUGUUUAACAGGCUUGACGCGGAAGCAGCUGACCGGGAGGACGCCGCCGCCGGAGCGGCCGGCGGCAUCCCAAUUAGGCCAAUAAGCGGCGGCGGCGGCGGCGGCGGUGGUGGCUCCAUCGGUUGUGGGGGGGGCGGGGGGCUCGGGACUAACAGCACCGAGGAGCUCCGGUUCGUGGAGGGCACCAUCCUCCUGCACUUCAACUUCGCGAUGAAGCAGGACCACAGCCUUGCGAGCUGCGUGCUCAAAGGUUUCCAGAGGAGGGCCGCCGCGGCGGAGGUCGGUCGCGCCUUCACUCCGUUCCGCCUCGCACUCCUGCUCUCCCUCUCUCGCAUCCAGCGGUUCCAGCAGCCGGUCCUGGACCUGGUCGAGGAGAUCGUGUCCGACUGCCUUGUGUACGACCACCUCAGGGAGGGCUCCGCGUGGCUGGAGAGCGAGGAAGAGGCGGCACGGGGGGGGCGGCGGUGGCAGCGCUAUGGCGGUGCCGGCGCCGGCGCCGGCGGGGGUAGAGCGGAAGGAAGAGACGGCGGCGGUGGCGGCGCAAGCGACGGAGAAGACGGUGUUGGCGGCGGCGGCGGCGGCGGCGGCGGCGGUUCGUCCUCCUCGGCCAAGGCGGUCGAGAGGGUGCUCUUGACGGUGGUCGCUUUCAGCAGGGGCUGGGACCACUUGGUCGACUCUCUUCUGAGGCUUGGGCUCAGGCUGCUCGACCGCGGCGGCGGAGGGGCGGCGGGAGUGUCGUCCUCCCCCGGAGCGGUCGGCGCGUCCAGGGGUAUGCUGGAGAAGCUCCAGGGGGCGCAGAGCCACCGGGCCGCCCUGCGGGCUUCGUACCUAGGCCGCGUGGUGCUGAUGGAAACAUUCAAGACCCACGAGGUGGUUCGCGACCAGGUGCUGAGCGCGGUGCUGGAGCAAGUGACGGCUCGCUCGCAGGGGGUGCUGGGCUACGUCAAGCUCCUGGGCCUGCUGGUCCAGCGCUACCCGAAUCUCCUCCUCGGGAAGGCGGCGGCCGUGCAGGACGUUUUCGGGUACAUCUCGGUGCUCCCGCCGACGGUCGCCGAGCGCUUUCUCCAGGCCGUCUCGCCCCUGAUGCGACUGCGCCCUGGUCUUCAGGACUCGGUAGUCCUUCCUCUGCGCAAGGCCCUCUUCAGCCGCGAGGAACGCGCCCGCCUAGUCGCCGUCGGGGGCCUGGUGCUGCUCUUGAAGGCUCAGAGCCGAAACGCGGCCGCCGUUGGGGGUCGCGGAGGUUUGAGCGGGGGUUCGAACGGGGGCACGCAGAUGAGCCAGACGAGCCAGAUGAGUGAGGGGCAGCAGGUGGCAAUGGCUCUGCCGUUCCCGCAGGCGGCGGGCAGCGGCGGCGGCGGCUCCGCGUUGUCUCUCGCCGAAGGCUUCGGUCUCCUGAGGAGAUGCCUGACCCAGCAGAUGGUGGUGCGCGCCAAGCUCUACGACGGGCUGUUGUCCUGCUUUGUGCAAGGGUGGGUCGACAGCGUGUCCCUCCUCGUCGGACAUUUACGCCGGUUCGUGAGCCUCCCACCGCCGGUAGAUGGAGGGCUGGAGGGCACGGGCCCGAGAAACGGCGGGGGUGGCGGCAGCGGCAGCGGUGGCGGCUCACCGCUCCUCUUGGGCCGUUGUCUGGACUCCGCGGGGGAUAUCGUUGAGCCUCUCCCGCUUCUCCUCGGCUGCCUGCACCGCAUGCUGGUGGCGGGCAGGGAGAGCCUGACUGAGCAUGCGCACAGCAGCAACAGCAGCCUGAGCAGAGGUGGGGGAGCUGUCGACCCGGAAAACAUGCUUGACGAUGACGACGGCGACGGGCCUCUGGGACCGGCAGAGGCGGCGGCGGCUGCCGUUGCGGGGAGGCUUCGAGAGACCCUGAACAAGGUGGAAGACGACCUUCGCAGGCUGUCUGCGGCCCUCUCCGGCUGCCCGCUGUCAGAGUUCGACCUUGACAAGGUAGCGGACUUCUCCCCGAGCGGGGGGCUUGCUGCCAGGACGAAGCUGGCCACCGCCGCCCUCCUUUGCGGCUCCUACGAGGCUCUCAUGCAGGGCUCGCUCCUUCUCCCGGCGACCGUCGGUGGGCAACGCUCGGCGGCGGCGGCGGCUGCAGUCUCGCCAGUCCAUGGCUGCAGCAAGCUCCCCACCCUCGCUUCCGUCCAGGGCGUCUUGCGGCUGUUCGACUGCCGCCAGGCCCUGCUAGAUCUGGUUCGACCUAGCCUCCCGACCGCGGCCCAGCAGAGGCCGAAGAAAGGUAACGGCGGGGCUGCCAGCAACAGCAAUAGCAGCAGUAACGGUCUCUGGGGUGAAUCAGAGAGUUCUUCUGGAGGUGGAGGAGGGCAGCCGGGUUUUUCGGCGGCCGGCUGCUUCGGCCUGACGUUGUACCCGGGAGGCAUGCCGUGCCUAGGCCUGGUGUUUGUGGAGGAUAUGCUGGCGGUGCUCAACGUCGAUGCGUCGAGUGGCGAGGAGACCGAGGGGGACACGGAGCGCGACCCGGGGCAGAUUGAGGUCGACCUGUCGGGAGAUGGUCCGCCGACAGAGGUGGGUUGUCACGGUGGAGCCAGAGAAGACCUCGGUCUGCAACGCCUCGCCCUGGAGACCUGCCGCGGCCACCUGCGCUGCCUCCGCGCCGGGGCCGCGCAGCCCAGCUCCGGCGGCGGCGGCGGCCUCGCGGUCGACGUCGGGGGCGGUCCUUCCGCCGUAGGGGUCGCCGGCGGUGUCCACGGAGGAGGGCCGCGGGACGAGGCGGACGCCGGGAGGGCCGGCAAGGCGGCGGUGAAGAGGUGCGCGGUGCUCGCCCCGCUGCUGCUCAAGGAGUUUUUCCGGCAGGUGACGACAGGGAACACAUCCGGCGCCGUCAGGGACGCCGCCGCCGCCGCCAAGGCUUCGAAAGGGAAGGGCAAGAGCGGCGGCGGGGAUAAGGGCACGAAGAAGAAGACGUCGUCCGCCCCUUCCGAGUCUCUCGCGGAGGUGGCGCUGUCCUGCUUCGAGGAGUGCGUGUGCAUCGCGGCGCACUGCUCCCCGCAGAAGGGCACGGCGGCCUCGCGCACGGCCAAGAUGCUGGCGGCUGCCUACGAUAGCUUCCCCGACUCCAACGUAGCGCCGGCCGAUCCCGCCGCGGGCCGUGGCGGGAGCGGAGGCGGCGGGGGGGCGGCGGUGGCUGCUGGGGUGCUGGGCAGACACGCCGAAGGCCUGGUGAACACCUUCGUGAGCCUUGUUGGGGGCGAACAGAUAAAAGAGGCGGAAACGGUGUGCCGCAUCCUGUCGCAGCUGAGCCGGCUGCUGAGGUUGCACCCGAAGAGCCUGGAGACCCACGGGGCGUCCCUCAAGCGCGUGUGCGAGCAGCAGAACAUCAAGUGCCCCGGCCUUGCCAAGGCCGUCGCGCACAUGUCCAUGAAAUCCAAGGGCGGGAGAAUCGCCGCCCUGCACGAUUUGGCGAGGCAGGUCUCGGCUUGCCUCGGCCCCCGGGAGGAGGACGAGGAGGAGGACGAUGAGCCUCCGGUGGUGACCUUCCAAGUGAUCAACAACUUCACAAUGAAUGCGAUCAACGACGUUACCGUCGGAACGGUGCAGGCGUGCAUCGGCGACGUGGAAUACGCGCUGCGCCUGCUGCAGAAGGCGGCCCUGGCCAGGCAGGCCCGCGUAUCUGCGCAGACGCCCGAGGGGAUGCGGAGCUUGCUUUCUCGCGGUGGCGGCAGGGGUGGGGCGGGAGAAUCGCAGUCAUCCGGAACGGCUUCCGAGGCAAGUGAUGACGACGACCUCAACUCUGACGACGGGUCCUGCGCCGACUUCGGCCGCAACUCUGACUCGGACGAAGACGCCGCUGGGAUAAGGAGCGACGGCGGGGUCGGCGAGAGAGACCCCCUCGAUCGCAGGGAGACCCUGGUGUGCGACCGCCUCCGCGUGGUGAUGAACGCCCUGACCGUGCUGCUGGCGAGCAAGAUGCCCGGGAGGUCUGUGGAGAAGCUGGUGUCGAGCGCAACCCGCGUGUUCCGCACCAUGACAAAGGUCCUCAAGGUGCGACUGUCGCUCAAGAAGGCCUACAUUGGCGCGGGCCUCAAGCAUGUGCUGGCUACCAAGCAGGGCUUCACCAAGGCCCUCCAAGAACUCCUGCCGAACCUGAACGGCGAGGACGAGACGACGAAGACGAAGAACAAGAUGACCAAGAACAACGUCACGAAGAACAGCAUCACCCGCCAGAGCCGUCUCGUGCCCGCCCUCAUUUUUCAGAUCGAAGAGUGCGAUGUCCAGCUCCUCCUGCUGGGCAAGCUGUGCAAGGGCUCGCUGGACCUACCCAAGUGGGUGACCAGCCGCGUCGACCGAGACUUCAGGAUCAACCAGAAAGUGGUCGCCGAGUGCCAGGAGGAGGUGAGGGCCUCCCGGCAGAAGCGCAAGCGCGAGGCCACCGGCAAGAAGAAGAAAGACACUGGCUCUGCGAAGAAGAAGAAGGACGCGAAGCAAAACAAGGCGAAGCAAAAGGCGGCAAGGAGACGACGGGGAGGAGGAGGAUCAGGAAGUAGAGGAGGAAGAGGAGGGAGAGGAGGGUUGCGACGGGGGGGAUCAGGAGGAGGAGCAGGAUGAUGGCGAAGAGGAGGGAAGCGGCGACGACGAGUAGACAAAGUGUCACGGGCGCCCCCCCAUCUCGUUCAUGACGGCUUCAAAAAACCUUGUCAAUAGUACAGCAGUAUUACAAACGUGUAGUAUUAGCGUUGUGGCGUUGUUCACUUGUUUUUCUUUUCGCGGACGAUGAGAAAAUCCGUGAAAAUAUCAUUUGCCCGAAAGACGCGCUAGUGUAGGGAUCCACAUUCGUGUGGGUCCAGGGUACGUUGCGAUUCCAAGUCUUGGAGUCUUGGGCAACAGACGAAGGAAACGGCAGAGCGGGCGGACAUGAUGUAUGUACGGGGCAAUCGAGCGCGUUUCACGCCAUGCGUAGAUCGGGAUACAUACAUAGGAGAAGGGAAAGAGGAGGCAAGCAAACAUCUGCUGUUGGUUCGGCAGUCGAGACAAUUUAUCAGGAGGCUUGUGUACAAUAGACUACCACGCGAGAGAAACCAGAUCAGAUAUUUGUGGCUAGAUUUGCAUGUGGAUGCGGAUGUUGGGGGAUUCAUGCGGUAUGGCUGCAACCAUGUGGAUGCAUAUGUUGAG